Molecule: messenger RNA, 1366 nt
Organism: Cryptococcus amylolentus CBS 6039
Lineage: Eukaryota; Fungi; Basidiomycota; Tremellomycetes; Tremellales; Cryptococcaceae
Exons: 3
Coding region: 95-1366 (423 amino acids)
Source: RefSeq, a predicted model, not a curated record
GUCUCAACAUGCUACUGAUGCCAUAGUGUCCGAACGAAACGUUUUUGUGAUAACCGCCAAACUGGUACUCAUCUACACCUCACCACCCGCAACCAUGAACAGCUAUAUCAAUUGGCCUGGGCGUCAUCAGUCACAGUAUUCAGAGGCAAGACUCAGAAACUCUCAGCCCCCACAAAGCGAGCAGCCAUCGGGCCACCACACUCGACCUGUCCGCAGCAACACCCUCGAUUCCAACACAGUUUUCCUUAGGGAGGACAUUCCCACACCUAGGCCUUUGCUACAGCACGAGUUGCCCGAGUUCUACACUCUCACCGGUCCGCCACCGCCGCCAACCCUGCCUAGCAUCGCUAUGCACGAGACAUCUCACCCUUGGCUAAAUGAGGAUGCUUUGAGGGAUACUGUCAGCAGUAUCGUCGAGGGAUUCCGAUACGACGAGCCUAACGUAGCCAAGGACGAAAGUACUCAAGCUUUGAUCAGUGAUAUCGCCACUGCUGUGUCGAGCCAGUGUGUAAGCUUGUUUGACGCAAUGCUUACACCUCCACCGCCUCCCAUGAUCUUUCCUGCUGGGGAUGCCGCUUUCCGACCCCAUCCGUCCCUCCCAGGAUUCCCCCCCAACACUCAACCUCAGAGCUCCACCUUGGGCCGCGACUCGAGGCAAGGGGGCGUGGCUCCACAUGAGAUUGAAGUUGUUGACGUUGUUUUCAGCAUGGACGACGAUGAGGCCUCCUUGUGUUCUUCCAUGUCUGACCAUCGCGAAGAUCAAAUCACCGUCAUCUACAACGACGAUUCAGGGCGCCCAGUGACGAAGGUCUUUGAGACUCGUGUGCAGCCUGACGGCCACUCUCGCAUACAGCAGCAGUCCAGGGACGGAGCUACUUUCGGCCGCGAAGGCCGCGAACAAUCGCUUGUUCAGCCUAUGAGGCGCAGGGAUGUGCGCUCCGACAUGAGCAGGCAAGACGGGCCAGCAGAAUCUUUCAACAGCUCUGACAUCUCUCCCGCCAACACGCGAGUCCGAUUCAGCGACCCCUUCAUUCUCACGCCCACAACCUCUACCAGUAGUCACCAAUCUCGCUCGUCCCCUGUCUCUCGUGAGACUGUGAAUCUCAAAGCCGUCAGUGACUUAGAUCUUCUACGAGGGAGCCUUUCGCAAACGGAUGACCAAGUCGCAUCUAUCCUCUCUCAGCUCUCAGACCUGACUCAAUCUGUCAAGGCAUUGGACAGCAAGUUGACAGGCCGCUCGAUAAGAGAGAGAGCAGUUGACAAUUGGAAUGCGCAACAUACUACAGACGGCCUUGGGCCUCUUCAGCACUCAAGAGGAGACCGGGCUUCUGACGCUUACUCUUUACAGCCGGAGGACUACUUCUAA